AUGACAUCGCUGAAGUUUGCAUUAUAUCUGGCUUGUCUUUGCUUGUGGAGAACAGCCCUGACAAAUGAUACUGAAUUGUCCAAGUCUGUUCAUCAAGAGAGUGGACUUUUAUCACAAAAAGUGGGAGACAAUGUGACAUUACGGUGUUUCUAUAAGGCGGACAUUGCAGCAUACUUUUUCUGGUAUAAGCAGACUCUGGGACAGAAACCACAGCUCAUCUCUACCUUCUAUAAACAUGACAAACAGGGCACUUUUACUGAUGAAUUAAAAAACAAUCCACGCUUCACACUGGAUAGUGGAAAUGGCAAAAAUCACUUGAAGAUCUCAGAUUUACACAUAUCAGACUCAGGUACAUAUUACUGCGUAGGUUGCUAUGCAUACCAGUUGCAAUUUGGGGAUGGCGUCACUGUCAGUGUGAAGGGUUCAGGUUUGAACGUCCCAGCUUCGGUCCAUCAGUCAGCAUCUGAGAUCGUCCAGCCAGGAGGCUCUGUGACUCUGAACUGUACAGUACACACUGGGACCUGUGAUGGAGAACUCAGUGUUUACUGGUUCAAACAGUCUCAAGAAUCUCAUCCAGGACUCAUUUACACCCAUGGAGGCAAGAAUGAUCAGUGCGAGAGGAAAGACAACACACAUACACACACCUGUGAUUACAACUUGCCGAUGAAGAGUCUGAAUCUUUCUCAUGCUGGGACCUACUACUGUGCUGUAGCUUCGUGUGGAAACAUACUGUUUGGAAACGGGACCAAGCUGGACUUUGAAGAUGAGAAGAAAUCCCCCGACCUCCUUGUGUACUACUUGAGUGGAGCUUUAGCAUUCACCAUGGUCCUGGUUGUUUUACUGGCUCUCUCAGUGUACAAGAUAAAGAAAAGAAACCGCUGCCAGUGUACAGAAUCUCCAAGAGUUUCAGCUUCUAACACAUCAAACAGAGAGGGUGACCAAGAUGCAGACAACCUCCAUUAUGCUGCUUUAAAUGUCAAGCUGCCCAACAGAUCAAAACGCCAGAGGAACAACACCAACAAUGAAUGUGUGUACUCCAGUGUAAAGCAAUAGAUCUUGACAUGUGUCUGUAUUUUUGUGUUAGGUCGACAUUUUUAACAACUCUUAAAGGUGCAAUAAGUAAGAAUUGGCCACAUGUUGAAUUCAUACUCAAAUAACAAAUGAGGGGCAGUGUACCACCAAAGUAACUGCUAACUCCAGCUGCCGUUAUCUAGUUAGCUCAAUUAGCUGUGAAACUAGCGCUCCUAUUAGCUGACUCUGGCUGGACUGGGAGGUCAGAGUACUGAGGGAUUGUUUUUACUUAUGGUCUAUCACCUCUUGAGGUACAGAGUGACUUGGGGUUAGCUGGUUAGCAUGCUUCCCUCAAUAGAUAACUCUGCAAUUCAACACACCGGUGUCGCUGACAUAUGGUCAGAACUGUUAAUUCAUCACAUUUUGUUAAUAAUCCUAGGUAUUUUUAAAAAAA
This is a messenger RNA of Acanthopagrus latus (yellowfin seabream), 1465 nucleotides long. RefSeq lists its product as uncharacterized. The transcript is spliced from 5 exons. NCBI's taxonomy places the organism in Eukaryota, Metazoa, Chordata, Actinopteri, Spariformes, Sparidae. Bases 1 to 1053 code for a protein of 350 amino acids. The record is from RefSeq and is a predicted model, not a curated record. Gene Ontology annotation, biological process: response to bacterium.